AUGCUCCAACAAACCAUCCAUGAAUCCAUCAACCCUUCGUGGAGGACCUUCUUGUGGCUCGAUUCCCUUCAGCGUAGAUUCAUUUUGAUACUACUACACGUCCCAAAAAUGCUCCAACAAACCAUCCAUGAAUCCGUCAUCCCUUCGUGGAGACCUUCCUGUGGCUCAAUUUCCUUCAACAUAGACUCAUUUGGACACUACUUCACAUCUUGA
This is a messenger RNA of Laccaria bicolor S238N-H82, 213 nucleotides long. RefSeq lists its product as uncharacterized. The coding region runs from base 1 to 213 and encodes 70 amino acids. The transcript is spliced from 3 exons. Lineage: Eukaryota; Fungi; Basidiomycota; Agaricomycetes; Agaricales; Hydnangiaceae. The record is from RefSeq and is a predicted model, not a curated record.